GCCGUUUAUUUAACGAAAAGCUCUGCUAUUGAGCGGUUGUUGAUUUCGGUGCUUGUGCUAUCACUCUGUCUCUGGUGUCUUGAGCUUCUAAACGAAUCGUACGAUCAAUCGAUAAUUGUGUGUUUUGUAGUUGUUGUCUACCUAUAGUGUUGUACUGUAUUUUGCGGUGUGUGUUUGUUUCUGUGCCAAAACUUCAACAAUAAAAUAAUUGUUUAAAAUUUAAAAAAAAAAUAAACAAAACAUAUUAGAUAAACAGCUUAUAUACAAUUUAAAUACUUUAAAAAAUUAACUCAAAUAAUUCAAAAGGAUUAAACAAAAAUUAUUAACCAAUUGGGCGUGGCGUUUUGAAAUUAUUAAAAAUUUCAUAGUAUUUUUUUUUAACACCAUCUGACAGGAAAAACCAGAGUGUUUUAAUGAUACAUUGAAAUUUAUGUCUUAAAAAAGUUUCAAUAACUUAGAGGAGUUUUGUAUACUGCCAACUUUUCUCAAACCUUAAUUUCAACCGAAAUCAACUUGAGCAAGAAGAGAGAAAUUAGUAAAGAAAGAGAGAGAAAAACAACAAACAAUAACAAAAUGACCAGUCCAACAACGACGAGACAAUCUUAUAAAUUGUCCUUAACCUUUUUAAGCCUUUUACUAUGCUCAAUAGUUGUGGCUACACCCACUCCUCACACUACCACACAGGCUGCUGACAGUCCCCUGUCACCUAUAGAUCUUAAGGCUGAUGAAAACUACCUGUGUCCCGAAGACUGUCACUGUGUCUUGGCUCACAAUACACACAAACCAUUCUUGCAUGCCAAAUGCUCGUCUUUGAAGGGUCUUAAGGCUGAUGGGGCCUUGGAGGCUACACUGCCCGUACAUUCCAUAGAUUUGUCAUUUUUAAAUUUGACACGUUUGGCACAUUCUUUGGAAAAACUGCAUGAUCUCACUUCCAUUGAUUUGUCACACAAUGAAUUGCACGAAAUCGGCCAUUUGGGCAGACGCAUCAAGAAGCUGAAUCUAAAGCAUAAUCGCAUCAACUCCUCCAAAUUAUCGAAAUUGCCACAACAUGUUCAGUCUUUGAAUUUGCAGCACAAUGAUAUUACCAACUUGCCCCUGGAAUUUACCAAAUUGACUCAGUUGCAGUCAUUGGAGUUGGCCCACAAUCAAAUCAACUGUUCCUGUGAUACCUUGGAAGUGCGCAAUUGGUUGCAAGAGCGUCAUGUCUUCAUGGAACAUCCAGUGAAAUGUUUCACUCCCGCACUCUACAAAGGCAAAUCCUGGUUGCAAGUCAAACAGUCGGUGGUUUGUGAGAAGGAGAAGAGAUUAGGUUACAAUGCUGCUGAUGAAGACGAAAAUGAAUUGAUGAUGGGUGAUCAGCCGUUUGAGGCUUCUGGUGAUGAGGUACAGGAUGAAGAAGAAUUGGGUAAAGAUUUUAUGCCCAUUGACACCAACACCAAAAAGACCACCAGUCAUCACAGUUCUGCUCUCACCUUAAUGAAUGAUGUUGAAGGUUCUGGAGAUUUAAGUGAAAUGAACUUGCCUUUGGAUUUGUUAGAUACCAGCACAAACUCGGCUCCUGUUGAUGAAGUUACCACUGAUAUGCCCGAAGAAGAUGAUGAGGGUUCUGGUAGUGGUGGCGGUAUGUUGUUUAUCCCCGCUAUUCAACAUGAACAUGUUAUCACCGAUGAUUUCGAUAUACCCGAGUCAAAGGAAGAGCAUGAUGCCGAGACUGAAGAUGACUUGAAUGAUAAUAAACCCAUUGAAGAGCCUUUCGUUAAAACUGAUGUCUUCCAACACAAUUUGGGUAUAUUCGAUGGUGAUGAACAACCCAGACCCAGCACAGAAAAACCUGAAGUCGAAGAGGAAGAAAUCAAACCGGUAGAUGUACCCACUUUGGGUGAAGGUAGCGAAUCCUCAACCGAAGGACCCGAAUCUGAUGCUGUGGCUCAUGCUAAAAUGGGUGAAUCCAAGGAUGACAGCAAUGCCACCUAUUUCCUAUUGGGUGUUAUAGGUCUCAUAGUCAUUGGUCUCUUGUUGUAUGUGGCCAUUAAGCGCUGCAAACACAGCAGUAAUCGCCACGAUCCAGAAAAUCCUCAAACUGAAUUGGUGGAUAUGGACAAGAAACAAUUGGGUAAACCUCUACGCAAUGGUGUGCCCGAACAUGUGCCUCUGAUAGGUGAAAAAUCUAAAUCCGAUAUGGCUAAACCCAUUAAUGGCUCCAAACCAUAUGAUGGUGACACUAAAGAUGGUCCCAGCCAAAAUGAACCUCUAUUAAAUGGCAACGGUAAUGCUAAUGGCAAUGGUGCCGCUCAGGCUGAUGAACCUGAAGACAGCCGUCCUGGCUCACAGUUGCAAGCUCCUCAUGAAUACUAUCCCAUCUCACCCAGAUACCCACCACCACAGUCACCCAGAGCCUCCAAAUACAGUCAGCAACCUCAGCAAGCAGAACCCAAUAACAAUGAUCCCAAUGAACCCUACCUGCCUUCAUCGCCCAAAUCGGGUCGCUAUUCACCCGUGUACUCACCCGAAACUGGUCGUGUUAAAAUCAAGCUGAGUGAAACACCCCGGCCCAAGACACCCAUGCUAGUGACACGCAGUCGUUCAAAUGCUGGUGAUAUUAUAACCACCCCCAUCAGACCCACACAAAUGGAAAGUUUUCAAGCCACUCCCGUACAUACAGCAGCAACAAAUGGUCAUGCCGGUGGGGAUCAUUGAUAGUUAGAGGGAAGGGUCAAACACCGUUAACAAACAAAAACCACCCCUCCAAACAACCCCUCACUACUAUCCACAUAAAAGCCAACAAUCAUUCAAGAAAGAGUAGUGUCUAAAAUGCUGUGAAUAAGGUGCUUUAAGCGAAAUUAACGUUAAACUUAAUAUUAAAAAAAGAAAAGAUACACUGAGAGGAAGAAAGAAAUAUCACCAACAACAAUAUUAUUUUCAUUAUUAUUUUUUUAGAUUUUUGUGAAAAAAAACUUAACAAAUUAAACGUGGUGAGAAUUACGAGAUAAAGUGAUAUAAGUAUUUUAUAUUUCAUUUAAAAAUGUCUACAGAUAUUUAAAGGUAUGCAUGAUUAGGGAAAAUUAAAUUAUUUGUGCUGAAAUUAAUCGAAAACGAAUUUAAAGUGAUAACAAUUGUACAGACAAAUAAUUCUUUGCUAAAAACAAAUGUAACAUUUUAAUAAAUUUAAGAAUUAGAAAAUUAAUUGUUUUUAAUUGUGUUGCGAUACUUUAAUUACUAAAUAUGGUUAGGAAAAAAGGUUUCAUAGAAUAUGGCCAUUCGGAAAAUAAAAUGUUUUUUCGGUAUCGAUAAAAUAUUCAAAUAGUACUUUCUUCACACUCAAAGAUUUGAAAUAUUGUUUUCCAGAAGAUUUUCUAUAGAAAAUACUGUUAUACACAAGAUUUUCUAUAGAAAAUACUGUUAUACACAAGAUUUUCUAUAGAAAAUACUGUUAUACACAAGAUUUUCUAUAGAAAAUACUGUUAUACACAAGAUUUUCUAUAGAAAAUACUGUUAUACACAAGAUUUUCUAUAGAAAAUACUGUUAUACACAAGAUUUUCUAUAGAAAAUACUGUUAUACACAAGAUUUUCUAUAGAAAAUACUGUUAUACACAAGAUUUUCUAUAGAAAAUACUGUUAUACACAAGAUUUUCUAUAGAAAAUACUGUUAUACACAAGAUUUUCUAUAGAAAAUACUGUUAUACACAAGAUUUUCUAUAGAAAAUACUGUUAUACACAAGAUUUUCUAUAGAAAAUACUGUUAUACACAAGAUUUUCUAUAGAAAAUACUGUUAUACACAAGAUUUUCUAUAGAAAAUACUGUUAUACACACGAUUUUCUAUAGAAAAUACUGUUAUACACACGAUUUUCUAUAGAAAAUACUGUUAUACACAAGAUUUUCUAUAGAAAAUACUGUUAUACACAAGAUUUUCUAUAGAAAAUACUGUUAUACACAAGAUUUUCUAUAGAAAAUACUGUUAUACACAAGAUUUUCUAUAGAAAAUACUGUUAUACACAAGAUUUUCUAUAGAAAAUACUGUUAUACACAAGAUUUUCUAUAGAUAAAAUACUGUUAUUCUAUAGAAAAGAAUAGCCGUAACUUUAUUGUUGUAAACUUUUUGCAGAGGUUUUUCAAAAUGAUUGAAAUUAAUAUGGUCUUUGGAAAUGAGUUUUCGUAGAAUUUUUUUUGUUAUAAAUAAGUUUAAAAACUCGAAAAUAAAAGGUGGGAAUUCUAUUCAUUAUGAACAGUCAAUUACUAGAAAAUCUUUUGAAUUUUUGUUAUGGAGAAUUUGUUAUAAAAUCUCACUGUGUUACUAAAAAAAAAUAUACAAGAACACUUUGGAAAGUGUGGAAACAAUAAUGCAUACCUUUAAAUAUCUGUUACAGCUCAAACUUUUCCACCACACACCAUGUUUGGAUUUGUUAUUACAUAGAAACAAAACUUUGCCUGAGCAAAGAGCAUAAAAGAGCUUUUGGGAGAUGAAAGCUUUUAGUCAAGAUAACAAACAACAACAACUUUUGUUAUCAAAUUUAAACCCACAACGUUCAACAGAACUUAAAAGACCUUUUUUAAAUAUAAAUUAUGAAAUAUUGUUAAUAAUUGUGAUUGAUGUUAAAGUUUAUACACAUACAUAUAUAAAAUUAUGAAUUAUUUUUUAUAAAUAUUUAUUAUUUUAAAUUUAAGAACAAAUAAUAAAAAGAAACUUUUACUAAGAAAAUAAAAAAUAAACACAAAAUUUCAUAAAUAUUUUUUUCUUUUAAAAAAAAAAAACAAAGUUUUCGAACAAAACUCUUUUAUGACGGCAGCAAGUAAAAAUAAAGAAAUAAUUCAAAAUAUUAUACUGACUAAAGAAUAAACCAUGAAAUGAAAUGUGCCAACUAAAUGUGCCUUAAACAGUUAACAAAAACUAAAGGGUAUAAAUAAUAAAUAAAGAAAAAUUAACCAAUAUUUUCCAGACAUUAAACAUUAAAGCACAUUUUUUCUAAAAACAACUAAAACUAAAUACAAUUAAACUCAAACGAAACUAUUAAUUAAUUAUUCUAACCAAAACAAUAACACGCACAUUAACAUUUUUUCCAACAACUUUAACUACCAGACAAAAGGACUUUAUAACAAAAUAAAUUAAAAAAAACUAAGCAAAAAAAACUACAAAUUGAAUCCCAAAUUAAAUCUUUAAUUUAAUUUAAAAAAUUCAACUAAUAGUUUGAUUGCAUCAAAAUCCAUCAAAUUGUGAUAGAUUUAAAAACCUAAAAAACAAAAUUCUAAACUAAACUUAUAAUUAUAUAUAUUUUUGUAGAAACUUAUUUUAUAAAAAAUGCCUAAAAAUAAUAUUAACUUUUAAAGUUUAUUAUAAAUUAAUUAAAUGAAGUGAGAUGAAAUAAUAAUAUUUUUACAAAUUAAAAGAAAUAUUUAAGGCCUGUUUUCCUAUAAAACUAAAUAAAAACAAUAAAUUUAAUUACUUUAACAAUCAAUUUUAGCUGUUAUUUUCUAAGUUUUACUUUUAAAAUAUAAGUUAUAUAAUUUUAUUUUACAUAUUUUUUUUUUUUUUGUUUAACUUUUAGUAAAUUCUAGUAUAAUACCAAAGUUUUAAAUAUUUUUUUUAUUGUUAAAUAUACAUAUUUCUUUUAAACUUCCUACUGAACAUGUUUGUAUUUCUUUGUAUACUCUACUCUUUUUUUUAGUUGUUAAAUGUAUGUAAAAGUAAACAUUAUUCUAUAGUUUAAGUAACAAUAUUGUUUAAUUUUUUUUUCAAUAAUUUUAAGCUGCCUAAUUUUUCAGUUUUUAUUGAAAGUUAUUUUUAAAUUUUUAAUUAUUUCGUUUACUAAGUUUAGUUUAAAAACUGAAAAUAAUAUAUAAUAUUAUUUUAAAGUAAUUCAAAAUAAUAAAUAUACAUACAUAAUUGUAAAUAAAAUAAAA
This is a messenger RNA of Calliphora vicina (urban bluebottle blowfly), 5897 nucleotides long. RefSeq names its product windpipe (gene wdp). The transcript has 5 exons. NCBI's taxonomy places the organism in Eukaryota, Metazoa, Arthropoda, Insecta, Diptera, Calliphoridae. Gene Ontology annotation, cellular component: membrane. Bases 574 to 2697 code for a protein of 707 amino acids. The record is from RefSeq and is a predicted model, not a curated record.